AUGGGGUGGCAGCGCACUGCCUCCUCGGGCCACGAUGAAAGAGACCUUGCAAACAUGCGUGGCCGUGCACAGUCAGAUAUCGAGAAGGAACCAUUACGAAUAUCACGACCCAGCGACGACUACGACGAUGACCCACUCUCCGCAAGCUCGUCACGGAGCGUUUCGUCCUCACACAGGUUGAACGUGGCAUAUUCAGGAAGACCACGCUCCUCGUUUCUUAUGAAGUCCCCGGCGCAGAUUGUACGAUACCUAUGCCUAGCGCUUGCGGUAGUGCUAGUUUUCUUCAUGUUUUCAUUGGUACAAAUGAGCAAAAGUUCAGCGAAACAAGUUGAGACUGCGAUACAGGAAAAGAUUCAGGAACAAGUGGCUCCGGCGAGACCUCCAGUCUGGGAGGAGUUUCCGUUCCUUGACAGAUACUAUGGAGGACUGCGAAGUCUGGUCGCACGGAAGGACAAUGUGCCCGAGUAUCCACAAACAGACGACGAAGGCGAAUACAAGGUGGACGAAAACAAGCCCGCGGAAGAGGACCAUCCCACCGAGAAGCGGCAAGAGGCAGCACUGCAAGCCAGCAUACCAUUUAACCCAUAUCCAGAUUACAAGUCGCCAGACUAUGUCAGCAAGCACGGUGAGAAGGUUGAUUGCUUUCUCGAUGAAGCAAACACCAUCUCUGUCCCGAGUGUGAGGGCAUAUGAGGGAGUACCGAAGGGCUUCCCUGACCCAGUCUUGGGCUCCGCGGAAAUGCUAGGUAUGCGCACUGACCUCUGCUUUGAACGCUUUGGAAGAUUGGGACCCUAUGGCUUAGGGUACAGCUUGAAUCGUGGGGGAAGUGGAGCUCAAUUGGAGGGAGAAAGGGAAGGGUCUGAUCUGGUAUGGCAAAAUGCGCCUGAAGUCGACUACCGAAGCGUAAAGUGGAUCGACGUACAAGAUCGUUGUCUCGCUGCCAAUGCUCACCGAUUCAAACAGCCACCAAAGCCUAAGACUGACAAGUUUCGAGCAAUGCCGAUCGGGGGUCUCUCAAAAAGAGAAGAAGAACCGAGCGAUUUCAAAGCUACGAAGCCAUCAGAUGAAAAGAAACCUGGCUCGGAUCCCUUAUCGCGCACAGCGGUCGUUAUACGAACCUGGCACGACUACCCUUAUACCCCAGAAGAUCUUAUCUACCUCCGUUCGAUCAUCUCCGAGUUGAGCAUCGAGAGUGGAGGCGAGUAUACGGUCCUCUUCCUGAUCCACGUCAAAGAUAACAACCUGCCCAUCUUCUCCGACGAUGAGACAUACGAGCGCGUCUUGGGAGACUCUCUACCCGAGGAAUUCCGUGGUAUGGGCGUAUUGUGGAAUGAAAGACAGAUGGAACUCAUGUAUGGUGGUCUUGAGGAGACUCACAUGCGUGACCUCCCGGUUCAUGGCGUCUACCGAAGCACGUUCAUGCCCAUGCAAUAUCUUGCUUGGACUCAUCCGGAAUUCGACUUCUUCUGGCACUGGGAAAUGGACAUCCGUACCACCAACCACUGGUACCACCUGUUCUCCAGCGUCGUCGAUUGGGCCCGCAAACAACCUCGUAAACUCCUCUGGGAACGGAAUUCGCGUUUCUACGUCCCUUCUAAGCAUGGCUCUUGGGACGACUUCAGUCACAUGGUCCGCAUUCAAACCGAGCAAGGCACCAAUUCCCCAAACAAUAUGUGGUCAGGUCUAGGAAAAGGCGACCGCACGCCCGGUGCCAGCGCGCAACACGGCGAUCGCCCAAUCUGGGGACCAGAACGCCCACUGGAUGACGAUGUUGCCUUUGAUGAUGACCCUGAGCCACCCACCUCCUUUGAAAAAGACAAGUAUACCUGGGGCGUCGGAGAGGAGGCCGACCUAAUCAGCUUCAACCCGCUUUUCGAUCCUGAUGCCACAACCUGGCUGCUCGCCGAGGACACUACUGGCUACAACAAGACCCGUGGACAGCCUCCACGCCGUACUGCCAUCAUCACCGCUUCCCGUCUGAGCCGCAAGUUGCUCGUCAACAUGCAUAAAGAAACCGCGAAGAACCGACACACCAUGUUCUCGGAAAUGUGGCCCGCCAGCUGUGCUCUGCAUCACGGUCUUAAAGCCGUCUACGCGCCUCAUGCCGAGUACAUUGACCGCCGAUGGCCCGUCGAGUAUCUCGAGUCGGUAUUCAACGGCGGUCGAAACGGCGCGACAGGCGGUACAAGAACGAGCGUCUUUGGCGACCGAGAGCACAACUUCCGCGGCACUACUUGGUACUACAACGCCGGCUUCCCAGAGGUGCUGUGGCAUCGUUGGCUGGGAAUGCGUUUCAACAACGACGGCGGCGAGCAGACUGAGGUGAGCGGUGAGGGCAGAAUGUGCUUACCAGGAAUGCUCUUGCAUCCCGUCAAACGGGUGGAGCUGGUCCAAGAGGGCCUGAGGGCGGACUAG
This is a messenger RNA of Cyphellophora europaea CBS 101466, 2415 nucleotides long. RefSeq lists its product as uncharacterized. The coding region runs from base 1 to 2415 and encodes 804 amino acids. The record is from RefSeq and is a predicted model, not a curated record. Lineage: Eukaryota; Fungi; Ascomycota; Eurotiomycetes; Chaetothyriales; Cyphellophoraceae. The transcript has a single exon.